GGAAGUAGCCGGGGGAAGUCUAUUGAAGUGGCACAAGGGCUGAGGUGUUUCUGGUCCGGCGUUUCCACCGGGGCGAAAAGAAGUAGGAGGUAAAUUUAUCCCAGAUCUUUUCAUUGUAAGAAUAUUCACAACAGACUGUUUGUGACUAUAUCAGGUAACAAAAUGACUACAGGAGCAGAUGUCCGGGAUAUACUGGAACUGGGUGGAACAGAUUCUGAGAAUAUAGGAACCAUUAAUAAGAAAGACAUAAUCAAUUCUGAUAAGAAAAAAUCUAAGAAGUCAUCAGAAACCCUAACAUUUAAGAGACCAGAAGGAAUGCACCGGGAGGUGUAUGCAUUGCUGUAUUCUGAUAAAAAAGAUGCACCUCCUCUUCUGCCAAGCGACACGACGCAGGGCUACCGCACCGUCAAGGCAAAAUUGGGCUCCAAGAAAGUGCGGCCUUGGAAGUGGAUGCCCUUCACAAACCCUGCGCGAAAGGAUGGAGCAAUGUUCUACCACUGGCGGAGGGCAGCAGAAGAGGGCAAAGAUUACCCUUUUGCCAGAUUCAACAAAACUGUACAAAUCCCGGUCUACUCGGAGCAGGAAUAUCAGAUGUAUCUUCAUGAUGAUGCUUGGACCAAAGCUGAAACAGACCAUCUUUUUGACUUAGCCAGAAGGUUUGAUCUCCGCUUUGUGGUCAUUCAUGACCGUUAUGAUCACCAGCAGUUCAAAAAGCGGUCAGUUGAAGACCUGAAGGAGCGCUACUAUCACAUCUGUGCCAAACUGGCCAAUAUUCGUGCUGCUCCAGGCACAGACCUGAAAAUCCCUGUCUUUGAUGCUGGUCAUGAAAGACGACGGAAGGAACAGUUAGAGAGGCUAUACAACCGUACGCCAGAACAGGUGGCAGAAGAGGAAUAUCUAAUCCAGGAGCUGAGGAAAAUUGAAGCCAGGAAGAAAGAGAGGGAGAAGCGAACACAAGACUUGCAGAAACUCAUUACGGCUGCGGACACAACCACUGAACAAAGACGUGCAGAACGCAAGGCACCCAAGAAAAAGCUGCCACAGAAGAAAGAAACUGAGAAACCUGCUGUCCCCGAAACUGCUGGCAUCAAGUUUCCGGACUUCAAGUCUGCAGGUGUCACGUUGCGGAGUCAGAGGAUGAAACUGCCGAGCUCCGUGGGACAGAAGAAGAUUAAAGCCUUGGAGCAGAUGCUGAUGGAACUCGGAGUAGACUUGAACCCAAUGCCAACAGAGGAAAUUGUGCAGAUGUUCAACGAAUUACGCAGUGAUCUAGUGCUACUCUAUGAGCUUAAGCAAGCCUUUGCAAACUGUGAAUAUGAGCUGCAGAUGCUACGCCAUCGCUAUGAGGCCCUGGCCAAGGCAGGCAGCAGUGGACCCAGUGCAGAUGGUGGCUUGCAUGCUGAUGGACAGUCAGGCUUGAGCACCGAAGAGGUCAAGGGUGAUGGCAAGGAACAGAUUAUUGACGUGGUGGGGGCACCCCUCACACCUAAUUCGAGAAAGCGCAGAGAAUCUGCUUCGAGUUCUUCAUCUGUCAAAAAGGUGAAGAAGCCAUGAGCAAUGAGGGAUCACAGCUCCUUAGACGUUGAAGAAUCGAAGCACUGACUGUAGGUUCAAGAGGGCACCAGUUACCCAUUACAGUGGCAAUGAGGACUGUUUAAAUGCUCUUGUCCUCUUCUGCCGGAGGUAAAAAGGACUGGAUGAGCUUGCAUAACAGAUUCGUAUUUGUUGAUGCUGUGGUUAUUGUAUUGUUUUUUAUAUCACUGAUUGUAAAUUUCUUUGUAAAUAUAGAAAACCUGUUACCUCUU
Molecule: messenger RNA, 1805 nt
Organism: Anolis sagrei ordinatus
Lineage: Eukaryota; Metazoa; Chordata; Lepidosauria; Squamata; Anolidae
Gene: DMAP1
Product: DNA methyltransferase 1 associated protein 1
Biological process (GO): chromatin remodeling; DNA repair; negative regulation of transcription by RNA polymerase II
Cellular component (GO): NuA4 histone acetyltransferase complex; nucleus; Swr1 complex
Molecular function (GO): transcription corepressor activity
Source: RefSeq, a predicted model, not a curated record